Armigeres subalbatus is the source of this 8719-nucleotide messenger RNA. RefSeq lists its product as uncharacterized. Gene Ontology annotation, biological process: positive regulation of Rho protein signal transduction. The transcript has 9 exons. Bases 1933 to 7860 code for a protein of 1975 amino acids. The record is from RefSeq and is a predicted model, not a curated record. Gene Ontology annotation, molecular function: guanyl-nucleotide exchange factor activity. NCBI's taxonomy places the organism in Eukaryota, Metazoa, Arthropoda, Insecta, Diptera, Culicidae.
UGCGGUGAGAUCUUGUGUGUGACGUCGAUCGAGCGGGCACCGAGUACGUGUGUGUGGAAAACCGCGGAUUCUCGACUUCCCGUUCCCGAGGAGAAAGGCCAGUGGCUCGUCGCGGGCGAAAGCAAGAACAACUGCAAUAACUCAGACGAGUGGAUAAAAAAAAACUGGUGUGGAAAUAAGUUCGCGCGCGCGUGUUAGUGAGCAACGGGUUCGUCGCUGGAUGAUAGUCGCGAAGUGCGUUGAAGUUCCCGUUUCUUUUUUUACUGGUCGGUUGUUGUUUCUGAGGAGGAAGUUUCUUUUUGCCUCCCGGGGUCGGACCCAUGCAGAGUUCGUUGUGGGUUGGUAUGUGUGCGCGUUUCCCGAACGUCUCCGAGUGUGACUUUUACUUGCGGAGGCAUUGCGGAAGCUCUUCUGAGGGGGGAUUAUCGCGUUUCACUAAGGAGAAUUUCGCCUGAAUAUUGAUGUGUAGAACAGCCCAGUGAAGCAAAUUAGCAUACAUUUUGUGCGUAUCGAAAAGAGUUUGGUGAACUACUUGAGUAACAUAUCGAGUGAGCAAAGUGCGUGUGGGGCAAAGAAAAAGUCCAGACGGAUGAAUAUUAGCGAAGACAGGAAGGCAACGAAGCGAAAUCAAUUUGGGAUUCAGGUGGUGUUCGAUGAAAUGGGCUGUUGUCUGUCAGCAGUUCUACUUUCGAUGGUAUUCGCCUGAGGCUACGUGCUUUUUCGUGGAUUAGAAACAACACAAUGAGAAGGUUGAAGCCAUAUAGCUGUUAAGUGAUCAGACCGAAGAAAGUGUAUUUGAUCGUGUUCUGGUUGAUUAAAACACCAAUCAAAAAGGCUGUUGUCAGCACAAAAGAAGCGAGAGGGAGACGAAUUUUCCGACCAGGUACAGAUAUGGUUGGAAGUGAAACUAGUUGCUUGGUGUAAGUGCCCGGCUGGUAAUUGAAAGGCCUUGAAUCCAAGUGAAGUGAGCACGUAAGAAGAACCUAUUGGUGUCAGCAUCGGUUACGCUUUGCAGCAUCUACCGGAACAAAGCCAUCACGGAACUAAUCCCCCGUUUCGGAAGACAAACAACUCAGUUUCAACACAGUGUCGGUGUUUGUAGAAAAUAUCUCUCUUGCUAACGGAUUGCUCCGGAUCGGGCGUUGAAUGUACCAGAGUUGACAUAACCCAUAUUUCGCCAUUCAAGCCUCCAUGCAAGUGUUGCAAAUGAUAGUUAAACCAAACAAGAUUGAAGCAAAUCUCGGUUUGUUUGUGUGUGUGUUUGUAUGUGCAUCGGAAAUAAGCAAAGGAAGAAAAAUGCUCUAACCCCUAAGAGGAUUAAAGCUUGAAUCAACACACCUCUUCGAGACGGUGCGUCGAAAAAAAAACCGAACGACCCAAAGGAAAAGGAAAGUGGAGCGGAAAAUCCUUUAACCCUUCUUGGAACGAAACGAACCGUGGAAGACCCAAUACCAGUAAUUUUCUUUUCUCCGUCGUGGAAUAUUUGCGUAGUUUGACAACGCAGGGAGGGAAAACGAGAGGCGGUUGACUGUCGCCACCGUAAGCUGACCCCUUGCCAGUGCUUCAAAGUGAUUGUGAAGAAUGUUUUCAAAAGGGUGAGAAUCCUCAGCUGGUGGAAAACAACACCAAAGUUAAAUUCAAGUGAUUAAUUCGAAACAAAGGGAGUUAGUGUUUUUUUUGGAAGAAAGCGAGUGAUGCAGCGGAUGAAAUAGAAACCUUUCUUCAAGUUGAUACUUAGUGGAGAAUAAUUACUGGCACCAUUUGCGCGGAUUAUGUUCAUGGUUUGCACCGGGUGAAUAUCUUCAAAAUAAGCAUAUCCAGCGACCUCGCCAAUGAUUUGAUGCACGCUUCACCCGUUAAUAGGAUAAAAGAAAUUGUUGCGGAUGUGCGUUGAGCUGGGAACCGAACCGUCACCAAGAAUGAAUCCUUCAGAUGGCGAAAGUUAGCCAUCUCCCAAUGAGACGCUACCCAACAACGGACCACCAUUCGACAAAUCCGACCGCAACAACGUCGACCGCGAAUCCGACGACGACCAACUCAGCGGCCAAUGUAGAUACCAUCAACUUCUAUCCACCGGCUAACCACGGCACUAGUCAACGGAACUCCACCGACAAAUCCAAACGGACAUGGGGCCAACGUCUUAAGCUAACGAAACCACCCAGCGAGAAGAUCAGCACUUCCUCUUCACACUUAAACACCCUCUCGUCCAAUCAAAUCUCACCCCUCAAAUCGUCCAGCCAAUCGUCAUCUUCCUCUUCAUCGUCCUCAACCAUCACCCUCUCGGUUCUGGACUACUCCGAAAUUCAACACGUCCAGCACAGUGCCCGUUACCAUCCCGCAACCGCCAAUGCUCCUCCCCCUCUGGCGCUGGCAACACACUCGAUGAAGUAUGCCGAGUCGACCUGGGUGUAUGGCACGAUGCGUGGGAUGCCUCCGCCGAUGGCGGGAGGAAUGCCACCUCUGCCGCAUCCCGGGCAUCCACUGGCGCACCAUCCCGCGGCUGCGGCGAUGAUCCAUCAUCCGGCCGCCAUGUUUUGUCCCAUGCCCGGACCGGGACCGGAGGUGGCCGUCGUUAUCUGCUGCUGUCCGGAGUACCUGAACGGAACCAAAAGGGACGUGAAGAAGGCGAGCGUCUGUAAGAAGUGCAAGGGAUCGAGGCUACCGUUGGCUCCGAUCGGAGGAACUAUGAGGCUGACCUCGGGAGCGACUUUUCUGGCGCCUCCUGUGAGAGGAGGAGGAACGGUGAAGUUGGCCUCAACCUACAGCGGGAAGAAGACGAGACCGUCUAUUUUGGGGAGCGCUGGGGACCCGUACGACUUUAUGCGAAGGUCGAGGCUUAGUCAACCUGAGCAAGCGAGCAAAUCUGUGAAGAGUAGCAUUAAGGAGAAGCUGAAGGGACGUGCCAAAAGCACGAGCCCAUCGAAGGGCAGAAGUAGAACUGAUAAACGAGCGGUAUCCCCUACGGGGAGUAAGAGUAGCGGGAAUAGAAGUUUGAGCGCGAACCGUGGGGGUAGCAAUAAAGGAUUCAAGGACUGCUGGGUAGAGCCAGAUGAGAUUCCAGUGGUUGAAGCCGUUGAUGCGGCAGCAGUCCGAAGGUCAAUUCUGCGAUGUGAUAUUAAUCCGUACGAUUUGAUUUCGCUCAGUAGUGGUCUGAACAAUGAAUUCUCACCCACCAGCGAGACAGAAGACUACGACCUGUCGGCUCAUUCGCAAAAGUACGAAAACCUACUGGACACUUUGUACGCCAAUCGGUACAAUCCAGCCAUCAAUAAUAUUGCGGCAAUAUCCGGCCAAAGAAUAAAACUGUUCGAUGGGGAUGCGGGUCCCCCUGUCUACGAUGACGUCGAAGAGUAUGUAUACGACCCGGUUGAGGUUCAACCGGACCCAAAUCAAGAGAACCGGGUGGAAAUCAUUCCGGAACGACCUCCCCGAACAAAGCACAAACAAGACUCCCCGCCCAAAGAUGAAGACGCCAAGUCCCUGCCUUCCCAGAUCUCGUCCGAAGCGACACAAAGUGCAAUAAAGUCGAUUCUGAAGCGACCUGCGUCGACCGUUAGUGCCCCGGCCGGGCCACCGGACAAACCCAGCUACGACACGAUACGCCUCAAUCAGACGCUGGUUCAACGCCUCGUGAAACUGACCUCGGACGAGAAUGUUUUCACGAAAACCAGCUCGGUCAGUGCCAGAUAUUCGAAAACUUUGUCCGGUAAGGAUACAAAGCGGAAUUCCGCGUCGCAAUUCUAUCUGCCGAAUCCGUUGAACGGAGGCGGAUCAACAACUUUGGGGUCUCGCAAAAAGGUACAUUUUUUAGUCGAAAAUGAAGUCAUCGACGACGAUAAGUUCUUCGCGCAGUUGCUACUCUCGGAGACAGCGAACGGACAUGGGAGAGCGUUGCACGAAUCGGAAAAGUCAACGGUGACGAUCGUGGAGGUGGAACCGGAGAACGAGGAGCAGAGGGCAACGACCGUUCCAUCGGGCAGGGACCAAACGAGUGAAUCUGUGAUCAAGAGCUUGGUGAACCAUUUGGACAGUUUGCGCCAUCAACAGCGGCAGCACGUGGCAGAGGAACAACAGAAGACGGCAAGUUCGAAUGUGGAAUGCUUCGAUGUACGGGAUGAGAUUCAGGAGAAGGCACCGAAUCGUGACGAGCGCCAGAAGGGCGAGGAAACGAAACCCGAUAAUGGAGCUGUGAAUGGCACCCCCGUCAACGGAUCCGGCAACGAUGGCAAUUCCGAUGGAGAUCUAUCACCAUGGAGUGUUCGCCGCCGAGUCGUGCCUGUUCGUCGGAGCUCGAGUAAUCGCUCCUCGCCGCCACGCGUACUUUCCUUCAAUGGCACCAGCGAUAUUUCACAGCGACCGAAGUCGAACUUUCUUGAUACGAUGGCUCUGCGAGGAAAACAGACCCGUAUCGAUGCCAGGUCAGCAUUCGACGAGGAAACUCUUUCAUCAUCAUCGUACAGCUCGUCUACCGGCAGCUCGGGUGGAACGCUAACCAGCGGGAGAAUGCGUCCACGAGUUCCACCUCCACCACCACCCCCUCCGGCCAGCUCGACCGGGUCUUCGUCACCAGAUCGACAAUCCAUCAUCAGUAGUGAGACGGAAACGGUAGUGAAGAACGGAAAUAAGACUCCCGAGCACGAGGAUGCAAACAUAUACGAGGAUUUUUGCUUUGACCUGAGCUCCGGAUCGGAGCGAAGCAGUGGACGUAGUUCGACCGCUUCAAGAACCGUAGUUCAGGUGUCAACCCCUGUCCAGACUACUUUCAGCAAGGAUGCCGUUCAUCGACUGGAAAUUCGACACGAGGAUGAAGACAGCAGCUACGAAUCGAUGGGCCAGAAGAAAACUUCAAUCAUGAUAACCGGAGAUGAUUGCUACUCCACCGUCAACAUGGACGACGACAACGAAACUCCUCUGUACCAAUCGUCCGUAGUUGUCAACGAUGUCUUCCUAUCCCCUGGAAUCCAAACGUCAUUUAACACGGUCACCAUCAGUGUCAACUCGCCAACAUCAACCCUCCAACAUCCACGCAACAAAUCAUGUGAUCAGGACGAACUGAUCUCCUUCAACAACCAGAAGAACACCUUUCUCAACAGAUCGAACUCAACCUCGAUAAUCCCGAUCGGUAGUUCUACAUCCGUCACUGUUAUGACCCCAACGGAAACACUGGAGUCAUCCACCCUCACCAGAUCCACCGGCAAAACACUCAUCAGCUUAGACUUUGAUCGCGAAACAUCAGAAACCAGCAUGCAAGAAUCCACCGGACCGGAAAGCUCCGUCGACGAAGAACCAGGGCUCGACCCUCCAUGCCAACAACCCCCAACGACGCCAACCACCCCGCCGACCCCAACCCAAGCGAAAGAUACGAUUUCGAUAGUUCCUAACGAAGAAAAUUCCAAAGAUAGUAGCGAUAGUUUCGAGAUGCUCCUGCGUAACCCCGUCGAGGCGGUCAAGCGCAAUCUGGUUCCGCAUUAUUGCGGCAAGGCCAAGGAGAGUCACGACGGUGAUGUUGGUUCCACCGAAGGCGUCAGUAGCGAGGUACCGGUUGUAGUUCGUCGCCAGAAAAACCCAGAUGUGCAUUUGUUGAAGGCCCAAAGGAACAGUUUCAUCGCCAAGCUGUUGGAGGAUCCGAUGUUGGGUCACUUGGCUGAGGGGCUUGACUAUGAGCUGGUGGCAAAGUUGAUCGAGAACUCGCUGCUAAGGUUGAAAGAAAGCCGCAAUCAGCUCGACAUGAGCGGAACCAAAGACCAGGAUGAUGUUUCCAAGUUGAUUGAGGAAUCGUUGAUCAAGAUACAGGAGGAGCGGAGCAAAAUCGAUAACAAGAAGGUGGAAAAGGAUAGCAAACGGAGCAGCAUCAGUUCGGGGAAUAGUUACGGAUCGGCCGCUUACGAGUUGAUGGAAUUUGAUGCGACCGGAGAUUUGAGUGAUUGCUAUCAAAGUUGCUCCAGUGAUCUGACAGUCGAUGACGAUACGAACUCAUCAAGAAACAAAUUCUACCAAAUGUUGGUGGACGCCACUCUUAGUGAAAUCGAAAUCAGCACGGCAAACGAUGAUGAUCAUCAUUACGAAUCGAUUCGACUAAAUAGUGAUCCCAUUUACGAAGAGAUUAGCGACAUUCCGCCCCCGCUUCCACUGUCCGCUCCACCAAUGGUCGACGAUUUGGAUCGCGAGAAGCGCAAUGCUCGUUCGAUCUUCGAGGGAGCCUCAAAGUACGACAUUCUCUCCUACCUGGUCGACGCCAAAGAACGCGGGAUCGCCCAGGAGGAGGCGUACAGUUUUCAGUUCGGCAAUGCCAGUGACAUAAUUCUCGAAGAGGAAGAAGACGAAAACAUCACCGAUCUACGGCACCACCAGCGACAGAUCUCCGAUAUCAGCAGUCGCCUGUCGCACAUCUCCAACAUUAGCGACUCCAGUGAAGACACCUCGCUUCUAUCGUCCCACCUCGCCCAGCGGAAAGCAUCCGAGAUCGAGCGCAACGAUUCCGGGGUGGGUUCGGAGACCAGCAAGACCUCGCGCAGCAAAUGGCAGCACCCUUCCUCCUCGCUAAUGGACAAGAUCAGCCCGAUUCACCUGUGCGAGGAUUGUGACGGCCCAGUGGAAACGCAAAUUACCGAAUCUGGAGUUAUGUACGCUCCCCUGGUGUGCAGGAAGUGUGGGAAGAAGCGGGCCGAACGCAAGGAGAUCAUCACCGAAAUAGUCGAAACGGAGGAAAAGUAUGGCCGCGAUCUCCAAAUCAUCUUGGAGGAGUUCUACCAGCCGAUGCUCGUGGCCGGACUGCUGAACCAAGACCAACUCUCUGCAAUCUUUUUGAACGUGGAAGAAUUGCUCGAGAACAACCAGUUUCUGGCCGAGCGGAUGCGGGACGCGCUGGACAUUGCCACCGAGCAGGGCGACGAAGAUCUGCUGACGGUGAACGCGGGGAAGGUGUUUCUGGAGGCCGCGCCCAUGUUGCACGCCUUCGAGAGCUACUGCGUUCGGCAGGGUGGGGCAAGCUUGCUACUGGCGAACCUGGAGAAGGAGAAGGAACUGUUGAGGAUCUUUCUGAGGGUUUCGCAGAUGGAGAAUGCCGUACUGAGAAGGAUGAAUCUGAAUUCGUUCUUGAUGGUUCCCGUUCAACGAGUCACGAAGUAUCCCCUUUUAUUAGCUCGGCUUUACAAGGUGACGCCUACGCAUCUGGAGGGCAAGGAGCUACUCAAACAGGCACAAGAAAAGAUCGAGUUGCAUCUGAAUCACAUGAACCGGGAAGCCAAGGACGUCCCGACGAAGCUUUGGCGACGGAUUUCGUCGUCCAACCCGGGAGGUCGGAGGUUAUCCUGUGAGCUGGAUAUGAUCAACAUCAAGCUGCGAAAGAUGGCAAUCGACGUGCUGGAAUGGAAUACAGAGGAGGUCCGGUUUGCUAUCGAGGGAAGGCUACUGUUUACGCAACCAAACGAUGGGAACUGGAAGAAGAGUCGCACCAUCAAGCUGACCUCGAUCAAUGCGCUGCUGGUGACCAAUGGGAAGCCAAGUCCCAGUUACAAACCGGACCGAGCGUCAACAGAGCUCCUAAACUUCCCCCGCCACACCGGCGUCCGGGAGGCAUCGCUCCUGCUGGUUCGCGAGAAGAACGGCCGCUACACACUGCUCCGGGAGCCCCUCUAUCUGGACCGGUGCGUCGUUUGCACCGAGAACGACUGGGAAGACUACUUCGAGGUGCAGGAGAUCCUCUCCAAGGAAUCGUUCAUUUUCAAGGCCGAGGACGGCAGCAAAACGAAGCAGUGGUACAGUCAGUUGCAGUACCAUUCGCAGGGCAUGGGAACCUGGCGAAAGCGACGAAAUGCACUGGCGAACAUCAUGAUUAAUGGAAUGAUGACACGAACGUAGUCUCGGCCGGUCGGGGGCGGCGAACUUGGCACGGAGCUGAAGUAAUUCAACGUCCAGGAGGUGUUUUUCCGAAAAGAAUCUCCUCUCGGACGCACCGCGGCCCAACAAUGGAAUAAUCCCGAGGAUAACGUAGAACGAUGCUAAUAAAUUUCUUCCUUUAUGCAGUUUUUUUCUUACGCUUUUUACCGUAUCUUUCCGGGAGGUUUUCAACACUUUGUGCUUGUAUGUAGCGAGGGGCUGUCCGCCCAUUGAGUUUAAACUCGAUUCAGCUUCGUCUAUCGCUGGAGGUUGUUGCUUUCGACUCUUUACUUUUUCUUAUCGUUUUUGUAGAUUUUAUUAGCUGUAUUUAUUGUCAAAUAAACUCUAGCGAGGGAAUUGAUUAGUGGGGCUUGCAAAAUUCUGUAUAGAAAAAGUGAACUAGUUUAGGGCCUUAAUCAAAGGAACAAUCAUGAGUAUUUAUUUAAAAAGGCUCCUCUUUGCGAAGAAAAAUAAAAAAGUAUAGAAGAAGUAUCCGAAAUUUGAUUAGUGAACGAUAACUAGUGAAUAGUAUUUAAAUCAUCAAUCCACUGUUUUAAAACGAUGUUUUUCUUUCCAAAUUUUGAACGGUUUCCUCCUUAUCUACAAAAUGUAUUUUUUAUAAAAAAAAAGACAAACCUUCUCGAAGUUCUCUUGUGAGUUAUGGAAAGUUUGGAAGAAGAUUUAUUUUAACUAUGUGAAAUUCUUAUCUAACAAGCGAAGAAAGCGAAAACUUAGGUUUUAUUAGCGGUAUAAUAAUAGUGUUCUAACAAUAAUGAAUUGCAAUAGUUAUGUAUGUAAUAAAUUAAUCGUAAAAGCAAAUAAAAAUCAUCAAACUGUGUAA